CUCAGAACAAAGGCCUACGACAAGUAUUUCAACCACCAACCAAUCCUUAAUUUCUUUUUUAUAUCCCUGUUUUCCUCACCUCUCGACUCUCCCUCCAACCCGCUGCGUUAUCCCAAGAGCCACCCGCAUCACCAUCAUGCGCACAAAUUCAACAAAUAAUAUUCCAAACGUUCCCAACAAUACAUCUCCACCUGCUGAAUCAUUUCUUGACGCAAUGGAUCGCCUGAAUCGAGCGUAUCCACCCAAUACGGUUCGCCAGGGUCGUCAGAAUUUCAGCCAAGUCUCUCCCUCUACUUCUACCACAUCCAAUUCUCAAAGUAGGCCUGUCGCGAGCGGUUCAGGAACCGCCAUGACCCGGGCUGCUCCACGAUCGUUACAAUCGACUAUGCCUUCACAGCCCCUCCCCAAUCAACCCUUGAACCAUCUCCAAGCCUUUCGAUCUAACUAUAGACCUGGCCCAGCUGUUUUUAAGCCUGGCGAAGUCCCAAAAAUAACUAUGCAAGAUUUUCAUCAAUACGCCAUGCUCGCGAAAACGGUUAUGGGUCAAAUUAUCAAGGACUGGAAUCCCCAUCCACUCUCACCUCAGGAGCUCUUGGAAUGUCGUGCUUCGACCAUAUCUCGUAUUCAGAAAAUUCGUCGCUUGGAAGCUAGGCAGGCUCAAAUUUUGCCUGUCCGAGAACGUAUCACCGAAGACACCUUGUGGAUGACCCGUUUAGAAUACGGAUAUCACUUCCCUCGCAUAUUUCGUAUCAACGAUCUACCCACAGAGAUUAUCGCCAAUAUUUUCCACUAUGUCGUGUGGUCAUGCAGGGAGCCUAAAGAUGGAAUUCUUGCUCGCGCAACAGUCAUUGGGAUCUGCCGCCACUGGCGCACUGUUGCUCUGGGAGAUCCUACAAUCUGGAAUGCGAUAUGGUUCAGAGAUCGCCCUCACUACGAACGAUCGUGGACGUGGUUUGAUCGAGCGGGAACUGCUCCCCUGGACAUUCGCAUUGGCGAUACCAAAGAAGAGCCGAUGUCUCUCCAAGCGAUGGAAGAACUUCUAAAUAAACUAUUUGCCAAACUUUCUUACAUUCGCAUUCUCGUUAUCGUCGUUCAAGAUUGGGACCCUGCUCUCUUGGUGCUUGACAAGCUUCGAAACGUUGCCAGAGAUAACACACCUCUGAUAAUGGAGCGCUUUGAAAUGCACCGUGCCGGAUCGCCAUACGUGCAGAUGGGAGAUGGCUAUGAACCCAGCUUCUAUCUCCAGCCGAUGGCUCUGUUUGGCGGCGCGGCCAUCCCUUCUUUCCAAUAUUUUUCCGUGAAUGGGGUUCACGUUGACUGGAUGAAAUCCCAACUUGUCAAUCUGACAACACUUGAUAUACGCCGAAUUCCGCUCGAGCGUGCCCCGACUCUUUCACAGUUUCGAGGGCUGCUCUCGAACUCUCCUGCAUUGCGAAAGCUAAUUCUCGAUGGAGCGGGUCCGCAAUGGCAAUUGGAAGAGGCCACUAGAUAUCCCCCGAUCGUCCUUCAUAAUCUGAGGAUUAUGGUGCUGGGGGAUUUCAGUAUGUCAUAUGGUGUUUACAUUUUGUCGCAAAUAUCGGCACCACAUGUCCUUGACGUGACACUUAUGAAUCUCACCGGAGAAGACUACUCACCGUUUUUCACCGCCUUGCAUACCCCAGAGCUCAAACUGUUAUGCAUCUACAAUGUCGAGAUCAUCCCCUCACCCAAGAUAGCGGCGACGAUGGUGAAAUGGUUGUUGUCCAUGCCGUUGCUAACAUAUCUCCGGAUCUCCAAUGUUCAAGAAAUGCUAAUCGACUUUUUCCUCUACGAUCCUCAAUCCGAAUCGAAAGCCUCCGAACCGCCUGCACACGUAAUUUCUCCUAAGCUGGCUUUUUUGGAAUGGCAAACGAUGAAUCCGAUGAUCGUUGCCAGAUGGACGGCGGCUCGAAGGAAGAUCGGUGCCCCUCUUCAAAAGAUGUACGUCCUCCAUCCUAUGAACAAGAAACUCGACCAGUCGCAGCACGCCGCGCUGAGUGAGGCCAUCAACCCAGGCAAAGUCUUACAACUCCCGCCAGGCGCUCGGGCACCAGAAGAAGAGGCACUACGGGCAGGGUUAUCCAUUUAACCAGUAUUUCUGCGUAGUCCACAUAUAUAUGUGAUAAAAUUUAGUAAUUUUUACGGAAUGCUCAUAUCAGAUGCCUC
Molecule: messenger RNA, 2184 nt
Organism: Laccaria bicolor S238N-H82
Lineage: Eukaryota; Fungi; Basidiomycota; Agaricomycetes; Agaricales; Hydnangiaceae
Exons: 2
Coding region: 137-2107 (656 amino acids)
Molecular function (GO): protein binding
Source: RefSeq, a predicted model, not a curated record